Molecule: messenger RNA, 1395 nt
Organism: Parastagonospora nodorum SN15
Lineage: Eukaryota; Fungi; Ascomycota; Dothideomycetes; Pleosporales; Phaeosphaeriaceae
Exons: 1
Coding region: 1-1395 (464 amino acids)
Biological process (GO): inositol phosphate biosynthetic process
Cellular component (GO): nucleus
Molecular function (GO): inositol-1,3,4,5,6-pentakisphosphate 2-kinase activity; ATP binding
Source: RefSeq, a predicted model, not a curated record
AUGAGCAAACACAAGCCGAAGAAGGCAGCAGGGGAGCAGCAAGAGCCUCCACCUCCACCCCAGCCAGCCGUCAUUCCAAAUAGCGGGCAUCUUCCCUCCGUCAAAACUUCUCCGGAUACGACACUCGAGCCCUUGCAGCUCACAAGCGACGACCGGAAUCAAUUUCAAAUGCUGAAGCAGCCAGAAGCGCGCUGCUGCGUGUCGAAGUUCGAUAAAGCGCCUGAUAAGGCACUCGUUUGCUUCCAGUAUCUCAGUCAAGGCGGUGCCAACGUCAUAUUCAAGAUACAUUCAUGGCCGCAGAAGCCCUCACAGCAAGACCAGCCAUUCCUGUUCGUUGACGCAAAAUUGGCAAGCACAAAGGCUACCCCGAUCCACAGCCUUCAGCUAGUCGACAAGGUGCUUCGCAUCAACAAAGGCUUGCUCAAGACUCUACGGUGUGAGGAGGUCAUCUCGGGAUUCUACGGUCACGUGCGACCACUGUUCGCUGCGGGAGGAGUCACAACCAUUGUGGGACCUGCGUAUACGCAAUUGCCGAUUAAGAUGCACGAUCGCGACUACACAGAGUAUCUUAUGGAGCAUCAAGGCGUCAUACUCUACUCUAGCGUCAUGGUUAAUCUCACCUCCAAAAGCGAUGCCAUUGGCGUCGAAAGAGGUUUAGGUUCGGCACAGCAGCUGCUUACCUCCCAAAGGUGGGGUAUCCUUCUCCCCGAUAUGUCACCUACACCUGGAAACUCUGUCACUAUAGAGCUCAAGCCGAAGUGGCUUGCUCAGUCGCCUACUGCGCCUUCAAAGGCGAUACGCUGUCGCACAUGCGCAUUGCAGGUCCUGAAACCAAAGGAUCCGUCCAAAUACCUCUGUCCGUUGCAACUUCUGAAUGGCAACUUCGACGUCGUGAACAAAUGGGUCCUCUCCAGAGUCGCGGAGCAGGCGGCUGGCCCCACACAAGACACGAAAAGAAACAGCGCCAUAUCGCAUGAAAUCACUUCGUAUCUCAUGAAAGGCCCAGGGAAAAGUCUACUUGAACAUCUCAGGGUCCUGCAAGUCAGUCUCGACCACCAUGGCAUCCUCAAUGGCAACAAGAUAGGAUCGCCGAAGAAGGAGCUACACAACAUGUUCGAGCACAAUGUGCGCCUAGCAAUGACACUGCGGGAUUGCUCGCUUUACAUACGAAUUGCAUACUCGAAGGACGGUGCGGUCCCGUCGUCUAUCGAGUGCAAGCUCGGCGACCUGGAUUUCAAGUCUGCGGACAAGAUGGAUGACUGGGCUGCCAAAGAGACGGAGUUGAUUGAGUCUGGGUCGUAUACACGGGAGAUCAAGGAGGAUCUUGGUUGUCUCAUUCCUCACAUUAAUGCCGCCAAUCAGGCCUGGCUUCAGCGGUUGACGUACCUGCAUUGA